AUGCAAAAACAUGAUGCCGGCAAGAAAUUGCCAACGGCAACUCCUUCAACCAAAGGCCUUCUACAAGAAUCUCACAGCCAAUGCCUCACCAACAUGCUCUUGGACGAAAGGAAUUUCCUUCCUUGGUCACGAGCUGUAACCGUAGCUCUUGGUGGCUGCUCGAAACUCGGCCACAUCAAUGGUAAAAUCGAAGCUCAUCCAGAAGAUGAUCUCGGAUAUGAAGAGUGGCUUGCCAGUGACAACUCUGUUAUGUCCUGGAUCUUCAACUCCGUGGAGCCCUAUAUCUACGAGAUUUUUGCAUACUCCAAUUCAGCUCAAGCACUAUGGGAUGCGUUGGUUGGAAUAGAGGAGACAGAUCGAAUCUUUCCACUUCUGACUAGCCUUCGGCCUGAAUAUGAUGAUCUCAAACGACAGAUCCCCAUGAGUCCAGUCUUGCCGUCCCUCACUGAAGUCUGUGCCGUGAUCCAAGGAGAGGAAACCAAGCGUCAGGUCAUGAAUCCAACACCGGCGACCUAG
Messenger RNA from Eucalyptus grandis, 516 nucleotides. RefSeq lists its product as uncharacterized. The coding region runs from base 1 to 516 and encodes 171 amino acids. The record is from RefSeq and is a predicted model, not a curated record. Lineage: Eukaryota; Viridiplantae; Streptophyta; Magnoliopsida; Myrtales; Myrtaceae. The transcript has 2 exons.